AUGUCUUCCAAAGCACGCGUUCUUAUCUACGUGCUGCGCCGCGACUUACGACUUGCCGACAAUCCCAUAUUUCACGAAGUGUCAAGACUUUUCCAACAAUCUCAGCACCCGUUUACACACUUCCUUCCUGUUUACACGUUUCCAGCCAAUCAGGUCGAGGUCUCUGGAUUCAUACCAGAUUCCUCUCAUAAGUCACCAUACCCAGAAGCUAGAGCACCGGUCAGUGGCUUCUGGCGAUGUGGUAAGCUCAGGGCCAAAUUCCUGGCAGAAAGUGUAUGGGACCUGAAAAAGGACUUGGAAAGAGUUGGCAGUGACCUUCAAGUACGAGUCGGUACCGUCCACGAUGCGGUCCGAAGUAUACUUCAAGGCUACAAGGACCAUGAAGAGGUGGACAUUGCAGGUGUAUGGAUGACCAACGAGGAAGGUGUCGAAGAAAAGAGGGAGGAGAAAGAUGUCAGGAAGCUUUGCAAAGAGUUCGACUCCGAAUUCAAGCUCUGGGUGGACGAGAAGUAUCUCGUGGAUGAUCGCGACCUUCCAUUCAAAGAUCCGAGUCAAUUGAACGACGUCUUCACUGCAUACAGAAAGACCGUGGAGCCUCUGAGAUCCGCGCCGCGCAAGACUCUCCCAGCGCCUGAUACCCUGCCACCUCUCCCAACCCAUAUCCCCGCACAAUCCGAACCCUUCAAGAUUCCGAACUCUCUGGAAGGCACCAUAUCAGCACUCAGUAAGCCACUCGGAGAUGAUCUCGGCAUUUCAAACGUAGCGAAGUGGCCCAAAGGAGCAGAAUCUGCACAUCCAUAUGGAGGUGGUUCUAAAUCAGGACACGAGCGCAUCGACCAUCUCAUCGAGAGCGGCAGCAUGACGACAUACAAAGACACACGCAACGGGCUAUUGGGCGAGGACUUUAGCACAAAACUAUCUGCAUGGUUGGCGCUUGGGUGUUUUACGGCACGUCAAGUACACUGGAAGCUGGUUGAUUUUGAAGACGGCAAGACAACACUAGGAAAAGGUGCACCAGGCUACGGCAAGGGUGAGAACAAGGGCACAGCCGCUGUUCGCUUUGAGCUCUUAUGGAGAGACUACAUGCGCCUGUGCACGCGUAAAUUUGGACCUCGCCUGUUUCAAGUAGAGGGCUUCAGGAACGACCAGAACGCAUCGUGGAAGUACAUCUCUAGCCCCUUCAGCGAUUCAACCGACAAAAAGAAUAAGGGUGGCAGCAACGACGAUGCCACUGCAGCGGCUGUGUUGCGCUUCGUUACCGGUAGAACUGGCACAGGGCUUAUCGAUGCCAGUCAACGCGAACUCUUCUUGACCGGAUACACGUCAAACCGCGCAAGACAAAACGUUGCAAGCUAUCUGUCUAAGCACCUAGGAGUCGACUGGCGCAUCGGCGCUGAAUGGUACGAGUGUAAUCUCAUCGAUUACGAUCUCUCAAACAACUGGGGAAACUGGCAAUAUGUAGCUGGUGUAGGAAACGACCCUCGUGGCGAAUCGCGCGUCUUCAACCCUGUCAAGCAAGCUCUGGACUACGACUCUCAAGGCGAAUACAUCCGCACAUGGGUUGAAGAACUCAGAGACGUGAAAGUGGGCACCCAGAGCGAAGGAACGCAAGACCCACAAAACUUGAUGGGCGUCUUUCAAGCAUGGAGACUGCCCGAGGAAGAGAAGAAGAGAUUGGGCAUACAGUCGGUAGAGUGGGUACAGAAGCCUCUAGUCAAGAUCGACUUCUCGCUCAACAGACGAGGCGGUGGUAGUAAGCGUGGUCGCGGCAAUGGACGUGGUGGCCGCGGAGGAGGUCGUGGAGGAAGAAACGACAGAAGAAGUACGCCUGAGAAGGCACAUGCAUAA
Messenger RNA from Aureobasidium melanogenum CBS 110374, 1848 nucleotides. RefSeq names its product cryptochrome. Lineage: Eukaryota; Fungi; Ascomycota; Dothideomycetes; Dothideales; Saccotheciaceae. The transcript has 2 exons. Gene Ontology annotation, biological process: photoreactive repair. The record is from RefSeq and is a predicted model, not a curated record. Gene Ontology annotation, molecular function: deoxyribodipyrimidine photo-lyase activity; damaged DNA binding; FAD binding. The coding region runs from base 1 to 1848 and encodes 615 amino acids.